Molecule: messenger RNA, 527 nt
Organism: Aspergillus pseudonomiae
Lineage: Eukaryota; Fungi; Ascomycota; Eurotiomycetes; Eurotiales; Aspergillaceae
Exons: 3
Coding region: 42-323 (93 amino acids)
Source: RefSeq, a predicted model, not a curated record
GUCGCCACCAAUCUAAAUGGUUAUCUGGAUUGUCUUUGGAUAUGCGAUGCUCCACUGGCCAACAGAGGCAGUCGUACGGGGGACUUUCCCUUCACGCUUCUCGGUUGAUUCUUCACACCGCAAGAUUCUACCAAGAUAUCUCCCAAUUCGCCGCAUUUGCUACCAGUAAAAAGAGUCUACGGGUGCUCUCCCACACCUCGAUGAUCACGAAUACUAGGUGUGGGUGCCUCGUUGAUUAUCGCUUUCUGUCGUCUUGGAUUAAACCGAAACGUCCUUCAAGGCGAAAAAGGAACAAUUCUUUGGAGAUCCUACAGACCCCGUGAGCUUACAUCUGGUCUGCAUGGCGAUCUUACUGUGCAGAGUGUGCCGACACUAUCUCAAGUCCCGGACUAUUACUUCGUCUGGCCGUUAUAUCUUUUAUUCCUCGUCUUUUUAUCUGGCCAAUAACUCUUGAAAUCCAAUGCCUCGCCCGAGGAGGCCCGGCGCUCCGGAGCCAAAGCGAAGGUCCCGUAAAGGAUGCUGGCCAU